This is a messenger RNA of Epinephelus moara (kelp grouper), 6152 nucleotides long. RefSeq names its product growth hormone receptor-like. Gene Ontology annotation, biological process: cytokine-mediated signaling pathway. The transcript is spliced from 9 exons. Gene Ontology annotation, molecular function: protein binding; cytokine receptor activity. The record is from RefSeq and is a predicted model, not a curated record. Bases 298 to 1872 code for a protein of 524 amino acids. Lineage: Eukaryota; Metazoa; Chordata; Actinopteri; Perciformes; Serranidae. Gene Ontology annotation, cellular component: external side of plasma membrane.
GACACCAGGUGGACGAAAAUCUCCUUACAGAGGAGGAGGGAAGGGGGAGCGGUAGAAAUACACAGCGACGGCAGUGAACGCAACACUCCGCUGUCAGCGCACCGACAAACAUCAGCUUCAUCGGCUCCUUCACACGGAGCUCACCCGGACUACCGGCUACAUCGAGCGGCUCCCGGCCGGUCCUGCUCCCGGUGUGAGGUCUAUGCUCCAGGAGUCUCCCUGCCGGAGGAUUUAGAUCAGCUGCAGGCGGACCUGCAAGCGGUUUAUUGACUUGAGAGGUGGACAGAAGGUUUCAGGAUGCUGUGGCUGCUGCUCUGUCUGCUUCCUCCUGUGGGCAGCAGCAGGAUCGUUGCCCAGGACGUCGAUUAUAAAGAAAAACACAGCCACGAGGAGGUUGCCGUGAUGAAGAGGCCUCACAUCUAUUUCUGCCGCUCGCCCAACAUGGAGGACUUCAGCUGCUGGUGGCAUCCACUCGACAACCUGACGGAUAGAGAGCCGGUCAGAUACGUCCUCACCUACUCCAAAGAUAAGGGGCCCAAACACGAGUGUCCGGACUACGUGACCUCCGGCCCCAACAGCUGCCACUUCGACAGCAGCCACACAUCCAUAUGGAAGAUGUACUGUUUGAACGUGACCGCCGUCACCGCCCGCAGGAAUUACACCUCAGAGGAACACUGCCUGGAUGUGGCCGAGAUAGUUCAGACCGAAGCUCCGGUGAAUCUGACCUACGUGCUGACGGAUGCUGGUGGGGAUGAGAUGGGUCACAAUGCGCUGCUGUCCUGGACGUACCCGGUGCCCUCCGACCUGCAGUAUGGCUGGAUCACGCUGGUGUACGAGCUGCAGUACAGACGUGUCACUGAGCCCGACAACUGGAAGGUGAAACACCCUCUGCGGGAGCCUCACGUCGAGCUGCUCGGCCUCCCCGUCGGCGACUUUGUGGUCCGAGUUCGCUGCCGCUCGCACAACUAUGGCCUGUGGAGCAAAUGGAGCCCCACGCUGCUGAUGAGCAUCCCCGCCAGGCCGCCCGCAGGUAAACUCCUGGUGCUGAUCCUGGUGACAGGAGUCGGUGUCGUGGCUCUGCUGGUCAUCGCCUUCGGAGUCAUUCCACAGAGCAGGAGAAUAAAAGACUACUUCCUGCCGCCCAUUCCAAAGCCGCGGAUCAUCGGCAUUGACCCGCUGCUGCUAAAGAAGGGGAACUUGGAUGAAAUCAACCGUCACUUCAGUAACUUCCACAGCUACAGGCCUCCGAGCUACACGGAGGAGGUUUGGGACCACGUCAGCACCAAUGACGUCUAUCUCACCACGCCGAAGGACUGCAGCGUCCCAGCCGACCAGACGGACCGGCAGAAGGAUGCCUUGAUGGUUCCGUGCGACCUGACGCCCGUGGCGGCCCAUCACCACCUCACAACCCAACAUCCGUCAUCGUACCUGCAGGGCCUGUCGCCCUACUGCUCCUCGCCUCCCGAACCCUUUGCUCCUUCACUGGACCCGCCUUCCUCGUGGCCAAGACCAGAGAUCGUGUCGCUGCCGGGGACAGAGUACAGCGUUAUGGGACAUCCAGGCCUUCCGAACACCGUCCCCGCUCCCGUUGCCACCAGCCGCUCGCCGCAGGAUUUCUACACCUGCGUGCAGCUCAUGAAUGAAAUUGGCGAGGUGCACCUCGUGCCAUGCCUGCCGCCGCCGUACUGCCGGGAGUUCCCGCCUCUCCCGAGGGUAAAUUCGGAAGCGGAGGAGAAGAAGAAGGAGGAGGAGAAGAAGAAGAAGCUGGCCGACUGUCAAGCCAGGACAAAUGCGAUGAAAGAUGGCGGCGAGGCUGAGAGGAGCGAGGCGGCGGUCCCUCUGCUGCCCGUCACUGUCGAUAACAAAGGCUGAGCCACGAAAAUACAGAUACUGUGAAAACUGCUGCCAUGUUCAGAGCGGGGAUCUAAUGUGACCUGCCGGUUUGACUCGAGACUCGAGAAGAGCACCACAUUGACCUUAAGAUGGGAAGUGCACCCGCAGGACAUCGGCAGCGAAACAACAAUGCAGACACUAUGAAACACUUGUGGCGCAGCGUUGUGUUUAGAUGACAGAGACGUUUGUAAAAGUUCCUCUGGACGUCGACUUUUUUCUAUUUUUUGGUAACUCCGCCCACCAAACGUGGCGAUGUAAAGGCUGCAGGUGGAAAGAUUUUCUAGAGCCAAUUUCAGGUGAAUCAAAACUCAAAUUCCAAACUAAAUUGUUGCCAAGCAGGCGCUCCGUCCAAUAGAGGCUGGACUUGCUGAUGAGUGUAACAGUCACAUGACAUGAUUUAUGGGUAAUGAAGUCCGUCAACCUUAAAGAGAGAACUGUGGAGAUAAAUUUGUCUCAAUGUUAUUUAGGUCCUGAGCGACACACCUGGACCUCAAACAGCUAUAAAUUCAACGUUUUAUUAAGGCUUGAAUUUGCACAUAUUUAAUGGCAGUGAGUCAGAUCCACAGCUCCACCCUCCCGCCCAAAUAUGGUCAUUUCUGGCUCCAAAAAAUCAAGAUGGUGACAGCCAAAAUACCAACCUCGAGGCUUCAAAAUAAACCACAAAAUUCGGCUCCAUUACAGCUCACAAAGUUCACUGACAAAACAACUGUCUUACACUAAACACGUUUUGCAAACAAAUAAAACAUGCUAACGUUAUUAGCACAAGCCUAUGGCCUUUUACAUUGUAUAAAUUAGCCUAGCAGCUAGCAGAGAUGUCCUCUGCUCAUAUGAAGCCAGGAUAAAUCACACACAGGACUUAGGGUGUCAAGAGUCUCCUAACACUACAAAGAACAAUAAAAACAUACGGGUUUAUACACUAUUAAGACAAAUCUAUCUCCACAGAGUAGGACGUUGCCUCGUGCAGCUUUAAAUAAGAACAAACAAACAUGAACACACCACAUGUUGCGUCUCCCAAACUGUCACAUUCAGGAUUUCUCUUUCAGGAAAAAGAAACAGCAGUGACAGAGAUUUCUUUUCAUUAUUUUACUCAGCAUCGUCUUUCGUCUUGACUCUGUUAGUGUUUACAUGCUGUAAUGCUCCAGGUAUUAGCCUUAGCCCGUCGAGACAAUCUUUGCACAUUCUUUAAUCUCCCUCAGAUAUUACAGUUACCAUGUGAUUUUCAUAUUCAGGAUAUGUUCGUGUUCCUUUAGUCUCCACUCAGCGGUGCUUAUUAAGGGGAUAUUUGCUCAUCCUGAAGAUGUGAAGGGCGCCGUGUCUCACUCUGAAUCUGUCUCAUUAUCCGUCUCUCGUCUCGCAGAGCUCUGCAGAGUCUUAAAAACAUUGUGAUUUAUUCUGAAGACUUGUUCAAAGAGGUCGGGAGCAAACAGAGAUAAGUUUCACACCCUCAGGAAGACGUCCGCUGUCAAUCUUACUCAGCUGGAUUUCUGUUCGUCACACUGAAACGAACCUCUCCGACACUGCUCUCACUGCGGUGUUUUCUGAACUUCAUUUUCCAGAGAAGAGUUUGGAAGAAGCAGGCCCCUCUCGGAUGUUAUUUUUUAUAAUGAACAAAUUUAACACUAUUAACACAGAAUAUUUUGUAUAUUAUAGAGAUGCUGAACCUCAGGUAGUGUUUUCUUUUUUUCUACAAGUGAAAGUAUUAUGGGUUACAUUCAGACAACGCCUGUGAAACACUGUUGUAGUAGAUUUCUCCUCCUGUCCUCAUGUUUCUGAGGCGUUAAAAGAACAGUUAUGAUUUUUUAACGUGGGGUUGUUUGAGGUAUUUAUUUAUAGUCAGUAUAUUACCUACAUAUGAAAAGUGACGUAAUAUUGAAGGCUAGUAAAGAAGGAAGUAGUAUUAAGAGUGACAGUCCACAUAUGAAGGCAGGUUAGGGUGGGUGGGUCAAACAGACACCGGACUUUAACCCAGGAGACCGAUGUUUGUGACCCGUAUGAAACCGUUUUAACUUAUUUUAAGGUAUAUAGUCACGCUAUGUUAAGUACGUAACUAUGUUAGGUAUGUAGCCUAACAAUAGCCAACCACAUUUAUUUUCCUAAACCUAACCUACGUAAUUUUACCCCCCUAACCCUAACCUACAGAACUCUAAUUUCUUAAACCUAAUCUUUGUAACUUUACUUGACUGAACCUAACCUCCUUAACUUUAUGUAAUGUAACUAUACCCAACCAUUAUUCUUAAACGUAACAUAAAACUUAACCUAAGUAACUUUACUUGCGUCCACCUCACUUACGUAACUUUACUUGCCUAAACCUAACCUAAGUAACUUUACGUUAAGUAUGUAACAUGACUACACCCAACCAUAAUUCUUUUCCUAAAAUUAACCUAAGUAACUGUGCUUGCCUAAAGCUAACCAACAUGACUUUAUGUUAAGUGCAUCACCUGACUACACCCAAUCAUAAUUCUGUUCCUAGACCUAACCUACAUAUCUUUACUUUCCUAAACCUUACCUACGUACGUUUACAUUAAGUAUGUAACUUUAUGUUAAGUAUGUAGCGUAACAAUGGCCAACCGUAAUCUUUUCCUAAACCUAACCGAUGUUAUUUGGAUUUUCUAAACUUAACUUGCGUAACUGUACUUAUCUAUACCUAACCUACAUAACUGUACUUGCCUAAAGUUAACCUACAUAAUCUUACCUUAAGUACGUAACUUUAUUAUAAACACGUAACUUGACUACACCUAAUCAUAAUUCUUUUCCUAAACCUAACCUACGUAACUUUACUUCACUUAAGUAACCUAACCUACAUAACGCUACAUUAACUACGUAACUUUGUUAAUCACGUAACAUGACUACAAACAAUCUUUCCUAAACCUAACUUACUUAACUUUACUUGACUAACCCUAACCUACAUAACGCUACAUUAAGUAUGUAACUAUAUGUUUAUCACGUAACAUGACUACACCCAAUCUUUUCCUUAACCUAACCUAUGCAACUUUAGUUUCUUAAACCUAACCUACUUAACUUGACGUACUUAAAGCUAACUAGCAUAACCUUACGUUAAGUACGUAACUUUAUGUUUAUCACAUAACAUGACUACACCCAAUCUUUUCCUUAACCUAACCUAUGUAACUUUAGUUUCUUAAACCUAACCUACUUAACUUGACGUACUUAAAGCUAACUAGCAUAACCUUACGUUAAGUACAUAACUAUAUGUUAAGUGCGUAUGGCACCACAACCAAUCAUAAUUCUUUUCCUAAAUGUAACCUACGUGACUUUGAGUUAAAUAUGUUACUUUACAUUAAGCUCAAAACGUGACUAUGCCCAAACAUAGUUCUUUUCCUAAAUCUAAUCUACGUAACUUUAUGUAAAGUACAUAACAUGACAGUGCUCAGCCAUGAUUCUUCUAAACCAAACCUAAGGGGGCACUCAUUUGUUAGAAAACUGUUGUAUGAGCAUACGUUGACCAGCAGCAGGUGGCUAAAAUACAUUUUGCUGUUGCCCCCAUCCACAGCAGUACAUUGCUUAACUUACCUGGUGGUACUCCUGUUUGUUUCUCCAAACUGGGGGCGUGCCGACUGUCAUCUACUGUAGGUAACAUGCUGACUAUGGAUAAGUGACUCAUACAACCCUACUUCAAAAGAUCUGAACUAUUCCUUUAAUGAAAACGAGGUGGGAAACUUGAACAUUUUCAGCUACUAAUGGUGUUUUUUAACGUCAGCAGUCGGACAUUGCUGUGACCACAGUGUCGAUACACCUCCAGUGUGUUCAGUCCCUGCAGUAUUCUGUCAUGUUGAUGAAGUUGCUCUGCGGCAGGUUGAGGUGCUAACUGGGGAUCAGUCUCAAGCAACAUUGACCCUGAUGCGUCUCAAAGAAGCUAUGAAACACUGGUUAUUGUCUGUCCACAGCACUGGUCCCUGCGCUCUGACACAGCCGUCACUGUCCUCCUCUCACUGAUGUCGCUGUUGGAUGUCAUGCUGUUUAUUCUCGUGCCUCUACGUGCCUUUUUGUUUUUCACACAGCAGUAUGUGUUUCCACUCCUACACGCCUGGAAGUGUCUCCAUGUGAGGGUUAAACAGUGAACGACACUUGAUAUAAAUAUAUAAAAUGAAAUAUGUGCACAGGUGUGCUGUGUUGAGCAUGUACUGUAUAAAGACCCGCUCAGUGUUAGUUACAUUUUCACCUUUUAUUGUGGCUGAAGCCACCAACACCACUUUUCUUCUCGUCAGACAAAAGCACUUUGGAUUCGAUGCAAUAAAAAGUGA